This is a messenger RNA of Neoarius graeffei (lesser salmon catfish), 1852 nucleotides long. It is a transcript of the gene rph3aa, whose product is annotated as rabphilin 3A homolog (mouse), a. The record is from RefSeq and is a predicted model, not a curated record. The coding region runs from base 95 to 1762 and encodes 555 amino acids. The transcript has 16 exons. NCBI's taxonomy places the organism in Eukaryota, Metazoa, Chordata, Actinopteri, Siluriformes, Ariidae. Gene Ontology annotation, biological process: intracellular protein transport. Gene Ontology annotation, cellular component: membrane. Gene Ontology annotation, molecular function: small GTPase binding.
CACGCCUCUCCUCUCCUCUUCUCUCCUCUCCUGUGUCGGAACGCAGCACAGAUCAUCAGUCGUAAGGACAGGCUGCCAUCUCUACACUGGCCAGAUGGAGUUUACUGGAGCUGAGGAGCUGACGAAUGAGGAGAAGGAAAUCAUCAACAGCGUGCUUGCCCGGGCUGAGCUAAUUGAGGCCAUGGAGCAGGAGCGGAUUGGGCGUUUGGUCAAUCGGCUGGACACGAUAAAGAGGACGGCGUGCGGUGACGGCUACUCGCAGUGCCUGCUCUGUGGCCAGCAGUUCGGCUUGAUGGGUGUCAGCAUGGUCAUGUGUGAUGAGUGCAAGAAGCACAUAUGCACCAAGUGUGGCGUUCGCAGUUACAGUCGCUCCUGCCCUGCAUGGCUGUGCAAGAUAUGCAGUGAACACAAGGAGAUGUUGAAGCAGUCUGGUGCCUGGUUCUUCAAGGGGUUGCCACAGCAGGUCUUGCCUGCACCUUUACCCGUUUCAAAGCCGAAACAGUUCAGCAUUGCCGAGACACCCGCUCCAUCUGAACCAUCAUCCCAACAGCGCACAACUGCUUAUUCAUAUGUCAACACACAGAACGGAGAAGAAAUGAAGCUUCCUGAGCAAGAAGUGCUGCCCGUCAGUGCUCAGAUCAUUCAGACUCAAACUCUGUCGGGUGCAGAGAGACAGUCUAAUCUGACAGCAUGGAAAAAAGAAGAAUCUGUCAAGAGCCCACUAAUGCAAAAAGGAUUCCCUCAGAUGGAGAGUAGGACAAUACCGACUAUGCAGCCUCCUGUUGCAAACAGCACCCACACUCCUGCCACAGCUGAGGAGGUAGACGACUACGACUCUGAUGAUGCCACCACACUGGGGAUGUUGGAGUUUAGUCUGCUCUAUGAGGAGGGAAACAACACUCUGCACUGCAAUAUCAUCAGAGCCAAGGGCCUCAAGCCAAUGGACUCGAAUGGCCUUGCUGAUCCAUAUGUCAAACUGCAUUUGCUUCCUGGUGCCAGCAAGUCUAGCAAGCUACGCACAAAGACUCUGCGCAACACGUUGAAUCCAGUUUGGAAUGAGACACUGGUCUAUCACGGCAUCACCAAUGAGGACAUGCAGAGAAAAACCCUCAGACUUUCUGUGAGCGAUGAAGACAAGUUUGGACAUAACGAGUUCAUUGGGGAAACCCGUGUGGUCCUGAAGAAGCUCAAAGUGAACCAGAAGAAGAACUUCAGUGUGUGUUUGGAGAGAGUUAUUCCGGUGAAGCGAACAGCUGCUGGAGGUACAGUACGUGGUAUGGCAUUGUAUGAGGAGGAGAUAAAUGAAGGUGACGAUGCAGAGGAGAGAGGACGUAUUCUGGUGUCUCUCACCUACAACAGCCAGCAGAGUCAACUCAUUGUGGGUAUUAUCCGCUGUGCUCAUCUGGCUCCCAUGGACGCCAAUGGCUACUCUGACCCUUAUGUCAAGAUUUCCCUGAAACCUGACAUGGGGAAGAAAGCGAAGAAUAAAACGCAGAUCAAGAAGAAGACCCUCAACCCUGAAUUUAAUGAGGAAUUCAGCUAUGAGAUCAAACACAGUGAACUAGCAAAGAAGACAUUGGAUAUCACCGUCUGGGACUAUGACAUGGGAAAAGCCAAUGAUUUCAUAGGAGGCUGCCAGCUUGGUAUCACAGCCAAAGGAGAAUGCCUGAAGCAUUGGUACGAGUGCCUGAAGAACAAAGAUAAGAAGAUCGAACGCUGGCAUGUGCUGUUCAGUCAAAACAACAUUGAGGCUGAUGACUGAAAUGCGCCGAUGUCUAUAUCCUAAUAGAUCUUACGUUGUGACUCUGUACGAUCCUGUCUUCCACCAUUCCUUUUCAUCCCUCUCUUAAAA